Messenger RNA from Meloidogyne enterolobii, 1165 nucleotides. Lineage: Eukaryota; Metazoa; Nematoda; Chromadorea; Rhabditida; Meloidogynidae. The record is from the annotation of a GenBank genome assembly.
AAUGUCAAAAUCGGAAAUGGCAAUAAUUAGAGCCCAAGCUGAUUUUGCAAUUAAUUUACUUUCUAAUGUUGUUUUUGAACAAAAUAAACCUUUGGAAUCCACAAUACUUUCCCCUUUAUCUUUAUCUAUGGCUUUGGCAAUGGUUUAUGUUGGGGCUGAUGGUGAAACUAAUAAGGAAUUUGGGAAAUUGUUGUCGGGAGGCUUAAAAGAAGAGGAAACCCAUGCAUAUUUUGCAAAACAAUUAAAUUCUUAUAAUGACGAUAAACCAAAAAAUUAUACUUUGGAAUUGGCAAAUAAAGUUUUUGUUCAAAAAGGAUUUAAUAUUUUGGAGAAAUUUAAAAAUUAUAUUGAUGAAUAUUAUGGAGGGAAAUUUGAGCUUUUAAAUUUUGCGGAAAAUGUUGAGGCUGCCAAAAUAAUUAAUGAAUUCGUGGAGAAAACAACACACGAUAAAAUUAAAAAUUUGAUCAGUCCAGACUCAUUAACUACUGAUACUCGUCUUGUAUUGGUCAAUGCUGUCUAUUUUAAAGGAAAAUGGAGUUGCCCCUUUGAUUCUGAAUUAACUCAGAAAAAAACUUUUUAUAUUACUGAAGAGAAAAAUAAAGAGGUUGAUAUGAUGAAAAAAACAAGCAGUUUUGUUUAUUUUGAAACUGAGGAGCUACAAAUGCUAAAAAUGUUUUAUUCUUCUGGAAGUUCUGAAGACGAUGAGGAUAUUUAUAUGGUUGUAUUUUUGCCAAAAGAACGCUUUGGUUUACAAAAAUUGAUCAAAAAUCUGGAUGGAGAAAAGAUUCUAAAAUUGCUCGAACGUGGAUACAAAACUAAAGUGGAUGUUUUGUUCCCUAAAUUCAAACUUGAAUCUACCCACGAUUUAAAAGAUGUGCUCAUCAAAUUAGGCCUUAAAUCAGCCUUUGAUAAAGCCAAUUUCUCCAAAAUCAGCAAAGAACAACCCCUAAAAAUUGACAAAGUUGUCCAAAAAGCUUUUAUUGAGGUAAAUGAAGAAGGGACUGAGGCAGCUGCUGCUACUGCUAUAAUUAUUGAAGCGCGUAGCAUGAUUGUACCAACAAAACCUCCUCAAUUCAUUGCUGAUCAACCUUUUUACUACGCAAUAAUGAAUAAAAAUGAAGAUGGAGGACAGGAAUUUUUAUUUGCUGGAGUAUUUUAUGGAUAA